AUGAAGAAGGACGAUUGGUUAUCCGCUGCGUUAUCCGAUGAUUCGGUGGUGGUGCAGCUGCUUUUCCGACUCAAACAUCAUCCAUCUUCUUCUUCUUCGUCUCAGUUGCGUAAUAGUACUACUCCGCCGCCGCAGCCGACGACUACAGCGGCGGCGAAGGGUGGUUUGCAUCUGACACUGCCGUUGAGUAGUUGGGGUCACCGUCAGCCGAGGUCGAAGCCGUCAUCUAUGUCAGUUAAGAAAGCGUAUACCUCCACUACCAGGUGUAGCCCUAUAACGCCGCUUUCCUGGAGCGGCGGCGCUGGUUCACCUAGUGACGACGGCUAUGAUGAGUCUAGCCGUCCACCGUCUUCCGAUCUAUCAUCCGCCUUCAGAUCCAAGUUGCUGAGGACUACCUUUGUCUUAGGAAAAAAGAAAAUAUCAAAGCUAUUUAUCUUUUGGGGUGCAAAUUUAUAUAUAUANAGUAAUAUUAGCAGCAGCAGCUGCAGCAAAAGAUCAAAGAAGAAAAGGACAUUCACUGAACUUAAGGAGGAAGAGAACUUACUUCUUAAAGAGAGGGUACAUUUAAAGAGGGAACUUGCAUCGAUUCAUGUGACCCUCAAUGAACAAAGAGUUAAGAGUGACAACUUUAAGAGAAUCAAGUUUGAUUUGAAUCUACAAACCUCAAAUGAAAUGGCUGCAGAAUCAGCAUCCAAUCGAUGCAACAACUUGCUAACUCAACGUGCUGAUUCAGUCUUGUCAAGACACACAAUGGAAGAUGAUGACCUGGUAUCAUCUGAUUCACAUCGGGGAGAAAACUCAACUGAGAAUCAGAAUAGAGGUUUUUUUCUACCUGAUCUAAAUGCAAUGCCCUCAGAGGAUGAAAUUUGCACACUAUGGAAUUAGACUUUGGUCAGAAGGAGGACAAACAACUGAUGUUGUCGACCUUCUCAACCGAAACAACUAGCUGCGAUAAUCAGGGUACCAGCUUCUUGCACGAGCGUAGGAGCUGUUUGUAAAUUACAGGAAAGAGAUCUUCUUCGGGCUGAGGCAAAGUCUCAGAUGCAAUGACUCUAUUUUGCUGUUUGUUGACAAGCAAAUUGGAAGCUGUUGAGUCUAUGAAGAAGGUUUUUAAGGAUAGUAUAGAGAUCUUAACAGCUGAUAUGUAGAAACCCUUGAAAAUUUUUGCAGAUUUUUCCUGCUAGUUA
This is a messenger RNA of Nicotiana tabacum (common tobacco), 1187 nucleotides long. The record is from RefSeq and is a predicted model, not a curated record. Lineage: Eukaryota; Viridiplantae; Streptophyta; Magnoliopsida; Solanales; Solanaceae.